Chironomus riparius is the source of this 8106-nucleotide messenger RNA. The record is from the annotation of a GenBank genome assembly. NCBI's taxonomy places the organism in Eukaryota, Metazoa, Arthropoda, Insecta, Diptera, Chironomidae.
UUAAGAUUUGAAAUUCUACAAAAAUACAAAAAUAUUAUAUACCAAUUAUUUCAAUGAAAACAAGUUAAAUUGAGCAUUUAAAACAAUUAAUUAAGUUUCAAUUAGUAAAACAUUUGAUUACGGAUAAGAUAAAAGCUUUGGUUCAUCGAUAUUCGUAAGGGAAAAUGAGAAAAUUUGAAUGAAAAGGAAAUAAUUUACAAUUCUGAGAAUAAAAUGAAAACUGUUCAGUAUGAACGAAAAUAACUUAGACAUCCCAGUCACAACUUUAGCUGGACUAACCAGUAUAUCAGAUUUAUUAAGCGAGUUACCAUUGUCUGAUACUUUACCAUCUCAACAAAACAAAUCGUUGUUAUUCCAUCCGAGAGUGGCUGAAGAAGCAAAUAACGUUCUCAGUCAACGGGACGAUGUUCUUGCACAACAACUUAUUAGUGCUAUUGAACAGACCAAUUCUAAUCACAUUGAAAUCAAGCCAGAGUACUGUAAGGAUGAAUCAAAUACAAUUGAGGCACCGCUUAUGUUAAAAUUGAUCGAGUCUUCGAGACCAAAUGUGUUUAAUAGUAAUGUUUAUAAUCAGAAAUACGUUAAUCCCAUUGCAUCAUCACUUGAUUUUGAAAAUGCACAACAACAAAAUCUCACUCAAAAUUAUUCAUUACAUCCCAAUCCGAUGCAAGUGAAUCAUUACGAUGCAUCAUUUAAUUCCACCAAUAAUUUUAAUAACUUUGAUCCAUCCAAUCACUAUCAAUUCGAACAAUCACAAGCCGGAGGACAUUUGCAGCAACAAAAUAUGUAUCAACAGACGACGACAACGCCGACAGCAGCAGAACAGAAUCAACAAAAUUAUUAUGGACAAUCGAUGGUCCCUCAACCGAAUCAGAAUAUGAAUAAUGGUCCAUCAACUUAUCAACAUACAAUUGAUGAUCUUCUAGUACAUCAACCGACGACAAAUUAUCAACAAACUAAUAUAUAUAAUAGCCAAGAGCAUAUUCCAGCAAUUCAGACACAUCAGUCUUCAUACAAUAUCGCACAGUUAUUGGAUACCAAUACCACAUCAUCUAAUAGUUUAAAUCACCAGCAACAAAAUCUCACCGGUUUUUAUCAAAAUAAUAGUAAUAGCAGUAAUCUCCAGCAAAUGACGUCUUCCGUCUGCACAUCAGCAUCAUCACAGCAACAAGAAGUAACAUCAUUUAGCACGAUAAAUACAAAUCAACUAGAGCAAGCUGUAAAGAUAGAUCAAAAUCAUUACAUUUCCGGUAACAAUCAUACUCAGCAAUCGCAGACAAUGACGAAGAACGCUGAAAAUCAAAUACCUCAAUCGAAGAAUAAUCACAUUGCACCAUCGUCGAUUCAACAGCAACAACAACAGCAAUUUAAUAAUAUGCAUUUGAGGAGUACUAAGACAAAUAAUAAUAAUGAUGUGACGCACCAAAAAACAGCACCAAGAAAUAAUGAAUAUUUGGAACAACAGCAACAACAAAGGCCAUCGCCAGCACAAGGAACGACAGCGCCUGAAACGAAUCAUCUUAAUGUACAGCAACCGAAAAGUGAGAAUGAAAGCUUAAAGGAGACAAACAGUAUUACUACAAAAACCCAGCAACAACAACAACCAGAAGCAGCUACAACGAGUCAUGAGAUAAAGAUUGAAGCAUCGCCGUCGUCUACAAAACAGCCAACAUUAAUGGAAACGUUUGAUAUCUCUGAUGCAGAUGCAAUGAAUUUUAAGCAACUCAUAAUUCCAUUAUCGAAGGUUAAAGUGACAGCAGAGGAAGAGCAACAAGUAUUGGCAAGUUUAGAGGAUCUCAAUGCAUCUGAUUUGUUUAGUAAGAUGAAAGAGGAUGAUAAGCGAGCGCCAUUAAAGCGAAAAGUUCCAUUUCCUGAAGAGGAUGUUAAAGAGACAUUUAAUCAGCCAAAAUUAAGGAGAAUUGAGAAGAAAUUAGCACCAGUAACGGCAAAAAUGACUCCAGAGGAACUUAUGAAGACCAAUACAUAUAUUCGAUUUAAUAAUUAUAUGGAGAAAAUCUUUGAGCUAUUAGAUGAGACAGAAAUUAUAAGUUAUGAUGAAAGUGAUGAUAAUCCAGAGUGCAUUACGCCGUCACUUCUUGCAAGUAUAAGUGCUGAGGCAGCUAAACUUAAAGCACGAGCAUCAAUUGAUGCCAUUCCUGAAGAGAAAUUAACACUUCUUAUUAACUAUGCGAUGCGUAGUGUACAUAGUGCUAAGAAUUUCUCAGCUGGACCAGAUUCAGCGGAUGACCUAAUCGCUGAGGAUUGUUUGGAUAAAAUUUUAAAUGCCAUUGAAGCUGCAUUGCUUAUAUGUAAUAUUUAUACAUCAAAAGACACCAAAUUUUUACAAGAGGAUAAUAUCGAUGCUAUCAUUAAGUUUGUGCAAUUUCAAUUACGCGAAACAAUCUUUCCGUCGUAUGAUCCUGUCUAUACGAUCGAGACAAAGAAGAAGGCUGAAAAAGCUCAAAAUAAGAAAAAGCAAAGCAAUCAACAAAAAGGAAUUACGAUGUUAUACACGAAAAUUGUUGAGCUAUCGAAACUUUUUGUGCGACUUUUUAAUAAAUUCCACUUUGUUGACACAAUAAUCAUCCAUGCUAGCUCGUUGGGCGUUGAGCCGUUUUUCGUCGACAAUAUUGAGACACUCCAAUUCGUUUGCUUAGAUCUCGUAACAUCGAUAUUCCAAAAUGAGAAAUAUAAGCAUCAUCGUCACAACAUAUUGAAUGAUAUUCUCUCAUCUGUCGACCGUUUACCGCACUCGAAAAGAAAUCUUCGACCAUAUAAGCUUAUGAAUAAUGCUGGAUGCAUUCAAAUGAUGACUGCUCUAGUUCUUCAAUUAAUUCAAUGUUCUGUGUUACUUCCUGACGAGAUUUACGAUGACGAAAAGAUUUCUCGUAAAAAGAAUUCAGAGAGUAAAGGAAAAAUAGAUCAAGAUAGUUUUAUGCUGGAGAAAUAUAAGACAGCAACGAGUAUUGGCGGUAAUUUCAUUCAAACAUUUCUCAAUAAGUGUAAGAGUCGCUCAACGGAGACCGACUUUCGUCCACUAUUUGAGAAUUUCAUUCAAGAUCUUUUAACGACUGUGAAUAAACCAGAAUGGCCAGCAUCAGAAUUAUUAUUAACACUUCUCGGUACGGUACUUGUUAAAUACAUGUCAGAUAAGUCUGUUGAUCAAUCAAUUCGUGUCGCAUCGUUAGAAUAUUUGGGAUUAGUUGCAGCACGAUUAAGAAAGGACACAGUUAAAUCAAGGAAUCGUGUAAAAGUUAUGGACGAACUGAUUAAAUGUAUUAAAAUUGAGCAAGAAAAGGAUGGCGAAGAUGAUUUAGACAGUGAAUCAAUGAUUGAGAUUGAUGCUGAAGAGGAACGAACGGAAUUCCUACAAAGAAUCUUACUGGAUUAUUUACUGUUAAAUAGUCAAGAAGAAAAUCCAGUUUGGAAUCAUUCAAGACACUUUUAUCUCACAUUAUGGUAUUAUGAUAUUCAUCGUCGAAAGAAGGAGAUUGCUGAUGGUGCGAAAGGAUAUGCGAGUCGUAAAAAGACAAAAAAGACAAAUAAUCGAAAGAAGCAUCGAGGUAGUGAUGAUAGUGAUGAAUCAAGUGACUCCGAUGUUCAGGAAGUACGUGAUAUAGAUCCAGAACUGAAUCGUGAAAUAUUUAAGGUCCUUGAUCAGCGCAAAAAGUAUUUAUUGAGUAAAGUUGCACCAUUUAAGAAAUCGACUCGUGAUAUUAUUGACCUGAAAACCUAUCUCGAUUAUGAUAAUGCAAAUCUCAUUGCCCAAUAUCUUGCGAGUAAGCGUCGAUUCUCGCAAAGCUUUGACAUUUAUUUAAAGAAAAUUAUUUUGGUUGUGCGCGAGCCAGUCGUUGCAAUUCGUACGCGAGCCAUGAAGUGUCUAGGAAAUAUUGUUGAAGUUGAUCAAUCGAUAUUAGCACGAAAGGAUAUGCAAAUUGGUGUCGCACAAAAGCUACUCGAUGCAGCCAUUUCUGUGCGUGAAGCAGCUGUAGAUCUAGUUGGUAAAUAUAUUCUAACCGAUCGGAUAUUAGUGGAUCAAUAUUAUGAAAUGAUAUCGCCGAGAAUUCUCGAUACGGGUGUGUCUGUACGAAAGCGUGUUAUUAAGAUUCUUCGUGACAUUUGUGGAGAGUUUCCUGAUCAUCCUAAAAUACCUGAUAUCUGCAUUAAGAUGCUGCGACGAGUCAAUGACGAGGAGAAUAUACAGAAAUUAGUUAUGGAAGUUUUUAUGACUAUGUGGUUCACUCCAUGCAACAAUAAUGAUAAGGCAUCAAUUCGUCGCAAAUGUGACCAAAUCAUUGAUGUUGAACUGUCAUCACAAGAGAAGGCUUUCCAUGGAUUACUAAAAACUGUUUUCGAGCCAAAGGAGGUGAAAGACGACUCAAAAGGACGGAAGGAAAUCUCUCAAGUUUUAAUUCGAUCGUGCCAGCAGAUUGUAGAUGGAUUAGUAUCAUUAAUUAUGGAAUAUGAGAAAUCAAAUAUAGCACGACUUGUCGGAUGUGUGACUGCAUUGCAUUCAUUCUCACAAAUACGACCACAAUUAAUCGUGGCACAUGCCAUUUCACUAGAACCUUAUUUGAAUAUCAAAUGUACAUCGAAUGAGCAAAUUAAAUUUCUUGCAUUACUCGCCGAGAUAUUGGAACAGGUUGUGCCACUUAUGGAACAUCCAGGCGAUGCCUUCUUGUCGGAUUUAGAAGCUCACUUGAUGACACUAAUAGUGACGCAACGUCAAAUGGUCGUACAUAGUUGCGUGGCAUGUCUCGGUGCCGUUAUAAAUAAAAUGACAAAGAACUAUCCACUAAUUCGUGAAUGCUUUGCAAAAGUUUAUACACGUGCAUUAGUUUACACAAAAGAACGAAUGAUAAGAGAUCCAAAUUUACCAUCUGAGCAAAUUUACACACCAGUUUUUCGUCGUGGCAUUUUCACCGUGGGAUUACUAAUGAGAUUUUUCGACUUUAGUCGAGUGGAUGUAAAUGGAUCAAAUACAAAUGAAAGAAAUCGUUUAUCUCCAAACAUCUGUGAUGAAAUUUUCGAAACAUUAUUAUAUUUUCUCAAUAGUAAUAUACAACCGAUUCAGCGUGAGAUCCUUCAAGCACUUGGCUAUUUUUGUGUAACAAAUUGUGAAUAUUUAACUCGGCCUGAGUUGAGGGAAUAUUAUAAUCAUCUUCUAAGCAAUCUGAGCGACCAGAACGAGUUGAAAAUUAUGGUGCUUAAAAAUAUCUUAUUAUAUCUAAUGGAGGAAGAGAUUAAAAUGACAAAGAAUGAUAAAGAGUGGCAAGUACAAUCGAAGACUGAAGAUCUGAAAGAAAUGUGCGAUAUUUCCUCAGGAAUGUCUAGUCGUGUGAUUCAAAUCUACUUAAAGGAAAUCCUCAAUUCCUUCCUAAAUGGAGACUUUAGCGUACGACUAAUGGCGAUGCGUGUCGUUGAGAUUGUCUUACGUCAAGGUCUUGUGCAUCCAGUACAAAUAGUUCCUUAUCUCAUUUGCCUAAGUACUGAUCCUGAAACGGAAGCAUCACAUAGCGCUGAUCGUCAUUUGCAGGAGAUUGAUAAGCAGUAUCAAGGAUUUGUGAACAUGAAAUGUCAACAAGGAGUUCAGCUAUCAUACCAUCUGCAAAGUAUAAUUCAGAAAAAAACAAAUGGUCGUGCUGCACGUGGUUAUCGAUUGCCCAAAGCAGGACUAGAAGAACCACCUUCAGCUCUGAAUGGAUUCGUCUACUCGUUACUUAGAAAUACAAAACCAAAUCGACGAGCUCUUGUCGGUUCGAUGACAAAACAAUUCGAUGAUGAGAAAUCGACACUAAGCUUUAUGCUCUAUUUAGCUGAUAAUUUAGCUUAUUUUCCUUAUGUCGUUCAAGAUGAACCUUUGUAUUUAAUACAUCAAAUUGAUUUAUUUAUUUCCGUUACUGGAACGAAUUUGCUUCAAAACUUUCGUGAUGGUUUAAAACCAAAGCCUGGCGAGGAGAACAUAGAGAAGGAAAACAAUCCACUUGAAGACGAGGAUGAUGAGGAGGAUAGAGAUGCUUUAUAUGAACGAUUACCAGAUAAUACUACAGAUUUACAACAGUGCAUUACAUCAGCUCAAGGCUGUAUGCUUUUAUUAAUUCUUAAGCAGCAUUUAAAGGACAUGUACGGCAUUAACGAUGCUAAAAUUGCACAAUACUCACCGUCAGAAAGUACUAAAAUUUACGAUAAGGCUAUGCAACGUCGACCUAUUCAGCCAUUUAAUCCAAAGGCAACCAUUGCAAUUCUCAAGGAAGAUCCCAAAGCUGGAGAUGAAUUAACUGAAUCACAAAAACGGGUAUUAGUUGACAGAUAUUUAGAGUUUAAGCAAUUGAUGAUAAAAUUAGAUCCUGAUGAAGAAGAUGAGGAAGACGACGACAAUAAGCCUCUCGUAAAGCAGUCAAUAAGAAAUCAAGCCGUAACGUCUGAAAGUCUAAAUGCUAAUGGAAAUUCGAGUACGCUGAUGGCUGAUGCUGUUGUGAAUAAUGUUCAUUUGAAUAAUGUACAAAUCAAUUUAACUCGCGUUAAUCUUCCGCCUGAGUAUCAGAACUUUGAAAAAGCUAUAAAUGUGAAUUCCAUUCCCAAGCCACAAACACAAAAGCCUUCAAAAGCCAAAUCAACACCAUCAAAGAAGUCGACAUCGAAGAAAAAGCGACGAAAAUUGUCAAGUUCGGAAGAAGAUGAGGAAAGUGAUUUCGACGAUGAUGAUUAUGACUAAAUUAGUCAGUCAUAAAGUUUCUACUACUAUUAAAAAAAAACUAAAAAAGAAUCAAUAAUUUAAUAAUGAUCUGUUUCUAAAAUAAGCAGCAGUUCCAAAAUUAACUAUUGACCUGUCUCGGUGAUGAUUUAAUCACUUCCAUGUAGCUGCAGAAGGAGUCUUUGGACAGAUCAAUUGAUAAUUUGCUAUAUAAAAAAUGAAAGAAUAAUAAUUUGAGGAAGGAAUUAGAGGAACUAAAGAUUCGAGAUGUGGUAACUAUUUGAUAUUAUGGAUAUGAAUAUACUAAUGAUGAGAAAAACAUUAAAUUUCGUAUUAAUAAAAAGAAAGGAUGUAAACAAAAUUUCGGUAGAUUCAAAAAACAAGCGACUUUUUGUAAUUUUGAAAGCUGUGUAAAGAUGAAAUUUUAAAAAGUUGAGGACAUAAAAAGUCACUUUCCAUUAAAGAAAAUGCAACAGCAAAAAACUAUUUUUCGGUGGAAAUUUUUCUAUUUAUUUGAUAGGAAACGGAAAGCUAUAAAAAAAUUGUGUAAAUAUGAAUAAAUGGACAUUAUAGGACAUAGAAAAUGAGGGGUGGGAAAAACACGAGAAUUAAUAUAAAAACAACAAAAAAAAUAAAUGAAAAUUAUUAAUAUUAGUAUGAAGAAUAGCGUAUAGAGUUAUAGAGAUAUCUGUGUAAUUUUUCGCGGUACGUGAGCAUAUAGACAUGAAACGAUGAAUUGAGGAUGGUUUGUUGUUUUGGAUAAGGAAUUUAGGUUAGAGUCAAGGGGGUCUAUACAAAUAAUUCAAUUUUCAAUGCAUAUACCCCCCAGAAAUUCCCUAAAAUCUUCAUCCUAAACGACACUACAUCCGCGACCGAUAAACUUGUAAUAAUGUCAAGUUAUCUUUUAUACAAAGUAUGCUCAUUGCUAUCCACAAGUUUAGCGUUUAAUUCAAUGUUGUAAAAUUAAUUAAUUGAAUAUUAUUCUUAAGCUAAUUUAAACGAAAAAAAAACCUAUAAAUUUAAAUUAAAUCCUGUAAAAUUGUUUUCCUUUUUUGUCUGUCACCAAGCAUCAUCAUUUUUAAUUAAAAAUGAAUUUUUCUUAUAGCUUAAAUUCAUUGAUUAUAUUAUACAUACAAUCUUUUUAAAUAUUUUAAAAAUGCUAAGCAUCUCAACUUUUUAUCUACAUUGGAAAGUGAGCGAAACAUGAAUUAAAAACACCAUUUGUAAAUUUUUAUUUUACAUUUAUUCCUACUUAUAAUGAAGGUUAAAAAACAUAAUUAUUUUGUAAUUUAAUGCAUUGAACGAUAAAAAAAACAGAAAAAAAUCAACUCAUUUUUAGCGAUUUUAGUUGAAGAAAAAAAUUUAAAAUUUGAUUAUGUAUUUAUAAAUGCGAGAAAAAAUAAACAAUUUCC